AUAAAGUAUGGUUAAUUUUUCGAAAACGGUGGUCUGUGUACUAUUGUCAGUCAUUGUUUAUUAAAAAUUGAAGUUGCACAAAAUUGAAUAAGUUUAAUUUAUUUAUCAACAUAUUUGAAGAACAAUUUCAUUUUAUAUCUGUGUAAUACUUGAUAAUUUAAACAAAAUGGAUAUUGGAGUUCCAUCUCGAUUUGCUUGCCUUAAGAUUGAGGAUGAACCUGUCUCAGUGAAGUCUAAGGAUAAAAAAAAUGACAUUAAGAAGCAAAACACAAAAAAGAGUAAAGAAACUGACACCAAAAAGGCUAAAACUACUGUGAAUAGUAAAAAAGAUAACAAAUCCAAUCGCCAAAAAGAAAAGACAAAUAUAAAUAGAAAAGAAAAGAAGAAAGAACAUGUAAAUGAACAAUGGGAAGAAUGGAAAGAAAAAGACAGUCAGUUAGUAAAUGGAAACUAUGAAGAAGAUUUGCAAAAUGCCAUCUUACUAUCAAAAUUAGAUUAUGAGGAGAAAAAGGAGAUUUAUAAACGUCUAGAAAAGGAAGCUGAAAUGGAGAAAAAUCGAACACAGGUUAAAAAAAAGAAAAAUAAAGGAAUGAGUCUGCAUCAGUUUUUGGAAUUUGGGGGAAACGGUGAUAACAAAGAAGAAGAAGUAGAAACCAUAGAAGACAUUGCCUCAGACCAUGGAUUUUUUGAUAAAGUUAAGCAAGAGGCACAAAAUGAGUUGAAUAAAGAAGAAGUUAAAGAACUCAGGAAGAAGCGAGAAGAAAAAAUAGAUGAAAUCAUCUCUUUAGCACAGUUACAGGAUAAAUUAGAUAAAGAACAUAAAGAGAAUGAAGAACUGAAGAAACAGCUUAAAAAGGCUAAAAUUGAAAUUGCUGCUGUCAAAGAGAGGAACAAAUCAUUAUGUGAUAUUUUAGGUCAUGGAGAAAUGAAAGACAAAGCAGAUGUGCUGGUUGAACUAGAGAGAUUGAAUGCUGUUAAAAAUGAAUUAACUGAAGAAGUGACUAGAUUGCAUGCUCUUUUAGAACAAGAACGUUCAAAGGUUGCUGCAUUAACUGAAGCCCAGCAUAGCAAACAUAAGGAUAAAAAAUCGAAAAAAUAAAAAACAAGACAUUUUUUAUACUUAUUUCUAAGAAUUUAUGGAUAACUUUAUUAGAAACAAUGCA
Molecule: messenger RNA, 1163 nt
Organism: Agrilus planipennis (emerald ash borer)
Lineage: Eukaryota; Metazoa; Arthropoda; Insecta; Coleoptera; Buprestidae
Product: G kinase-anchoring protein 1-like
Exons: 6
Coding region: 167-1099 (310 amino acids)
Biological process (GO): signal transduction
Cellular component (GO): Golgi apparatus
Source: RefSeq, a predicted model, not a curated record